CAUUAUUCUUUUACUUUCUCUUCAAGGAUCCAGUGCUUGAAUUAUCUCGACAAAGCUUUAUCCUUGCCUGAUCCUAGACAAUGGCGUCCAACAAGAUCGUUAUCAUAGGGGGAGGCGUGAUCGGAUUGACUACCGCAUACCUACUCUCCAAGGAUAAAUCCAAUGUUAUUACAGUUGCUGCAAAGCAUAUGCCCGGCGAUUACGAUGUUGAAUAUUGCUCUCCAUGGGCCGGCGCAAACUUUCUGCCUGUAGGAGCUCCGGGUAGCGCUCAUGCGAAAUGGGAGGCCAAUACGUGGCCUGUAUUUGAGGACCUGGCGCGGAAUAAUCCCGAAGCAGGAAUUCACUUCCAGGAUUCUAUUAUAUACAAUCGCCUCAAGGACGCCAGCUCUGACACUGCUGUCUGGUUCAAAGAGCUGAUCAACCCGAACCCUUGGUACAAAGACAUUGUCCCCGACUUCCGCCCCAUACCCAAGGAGAAAUUACCCCAUGGAUUUGACAAUGGUUCCUGCUUUACCUCUGUUUGCCUCAAUGCGCCGGUCUACCUCGCGUGGCUCGUCUCACAGUGUCGUAAGAACGGUGUAGUCUUCAAGCGUGCUGUUUUCAAGCAUAUUGUCGAUGCAGCCGGUGCUCACCACUCUGGUCAAAAGGCCGAUGUCGUCGUCAACUGCACUGGUCUAUCUUCCAAGUAUCUGGGCGGUGUUGAGGAUCAAAAAAUGUAUCCAGCCCGUGGACAGGUGAUCGUCGUUCGUAACGAAGUUCCAGCGAUGUACUCUGUAUCGGGAACCGACGACGGUCCUAACGAGGCUGGAUAUAUCAUGAUGAGGGCAGCCGGUGGUGGAACAAUCCUAGGGGGCUGCUACCAACGGCACAACUACGAAAGCCAACCGGACCCUAAUCUCGCCAUCCGUAUCAUGAAAAGAUGUGUGGCUCUUUGCCCCGAACUAGUCGGAAAAGACGCCAACGGCAAUCAGCGCGGUAUAGAAGCCCUUGAUAUCGUCCGACACGGCGUCGGCCUGCGGCCUCUUAGAGAAGGAGGUCCUCGAGUGGAGCGUGACAACAUCGGCGGCGUUUCUGUCGUACACAACUACGGCCACGGAGGGUUCGGGUAUCAAGCUUCAUUCGGUACCUGCGCUGAUGCGGUCGCGCUGGUCGAAAAGGUACUGGAUGAGAAGAAGCGCAGGGCUAGACUAUGA
This is a messenger RNA of Coccidioides posadasii C735 delta SOWgp, 1193 nucleotides long. RefSeq lists its product as uncharacterized. Gene Ontology annotation, biological process: D-amino acid catabolic process. Gene Ontology annotation, cellular component: cytoplasm. Gene Ontology annotation, molecular function: FAD binding; D-amino-acid oxidase activity. NCBI's taxonomy places the organism in Eukaryota, Fungi, Ascomycota, Eurotiomycetes, Onygenales, Onygenaceae. The record is from RefSeq and is a predicted model, not a curated record.